Messenger RNA from Cotesia congregata, 393 nucleotides. The record is from the annotation of a GenBank genome assembly. Lineage: Eukaryota; Metazoa; Arthropoda; Insecta; Hymenoptera; Braconidae.
AUGGCAUCACGUAUUACCGCUUCUGCUACCGUUCGAGCUGUCAAAGAAAGUAAAGGUUUACCAACUCGUGCUGCUCUCGUACUUACUCAAAAAGCUGUUGAAAAAAUAAGAAAAAUUUUGCAUAACAAAACAGAUUGUAUUGGUUUAAAAGUCAGUGUUCGUCAAAGAGGCUGCAAUGGGCUAAGCUACGUUUUGGAUUACGCAACUGAAAAGAGUAAAUUAGAUGAGGAAGUUAUACAAGAUGGAGUAAGAGUAAUUAUUGAUAGAAAGGCACAACUUACCCUUUUAGGGACGGAAAUGGAUUACAUAGAAGGCAAAUUAAGUUCCGAGUUCGUAUUUAACAACCCGAACAUUAAGGGUACUUGCGGCUGUGGGGAAAGUUUUUCCGUGUAA